Molecule: messenger RNA, 2326 nt
Organism: Cephus cinctus (wheat stem sawfly)
Lineage: Eukaryota; Metazoa; Arthropoda; Insecta; Hymenoptera; Cephidae
Product: RISC-loading complex subunit TARBP2-like
Exons: 4
Coding region: 428-1480 (350 amino acids)
Source: RefSeq, a predicted model, not a curated record
AGUAAUUCUUAUCUUUACUAUAGAGGGCUCGAAGUUCUGUAGGAAUUUGAUGGUGGCACAUCUUUGAGAUGAGUGGAUGAGUGGCGCAACUUCGUUUAAACAACUGAUCUAACGUGAUCUAACAUGGUUUAACGAAAUUUGCAGAAGAAAGUAUCUACGCAUUUUGAAAAACUUUAAUAAAUGAAUGGACAGAUUAUUUGUUUAUAUCUGACAUGAAAGUAUUUCAUAAUUUCAUAGGUAUAUCCGGUACAAUGUAGCUCAUGGUGUUUGAUAAAGACUAGUUUGUGGUAUAAGUUUAUAUGAGAUUAAAUAAUUAGUAUAUUAUAUAAAGAACUGGCUAGUUUCUUCUAGUCAAAAGAUUGAUUUCACUUUCUUGAAAGUGAAGAAGCUUUAUAAAAUUCCAAAGUAACUACUAACAUAGUACACUAUGAACAAAACGCCAGUAUCGAUAUUGCAAGAGAUGAUGGUGAAGAAGGGAACGGUUCCAAACUAUGAACUUAUUUAUGACGGAGGAGGUUCCCACAUAAACACGUUCACGUUUCAAGUAACAUGUGAUGGUUUGUCCGCAACGGGAACAGGACGUUGUAAAAAGGAUGCAAAACACGAAGCAGCCAAAACUAUGCUAGAAACCAUUGCAAAGCAUAGAAGUUACCCACAACUUCCAGCAUCUCCUGCGCAGUCCCCAAUGAGAACACCGCUACCAGCACAAAUACCACCAUCCCCAAAGAUUCCUCCAAAUGCACCAUUCAUAAAUGCCAUUGGCGCGUUACAGGAUCUUUGUGCUGAGAAUGAGCUGCGCGGGCCAGAGUACGUUGCGAUAAGCGACGUGGGACCACCACAUGCCAGAGUUUUCACUAUUCGCUGUAUUGUUUCUACCUUUAAAGAAGAGGGUACGGCUACAACAAAGAAGCAAGCAAAACAUGAUGCAGCAAAGAAAAUGUUAGACAGAAUAAUGGACGUUGUCUCUGAUAUACGUUCUUCGGAUGCCACCGAUUUUAAGUUACAAAAUGAAGAAAGCAGAAAACAGGAAAUGAUGGCCUCUGAAAUUGCCAAAGCCAGAUACCCUGGUCUCUGUCCUAAUCCCGCGACAACUAAGAAAGUGAACUUGGGUAUGAAACUGUGCCAGUAUCAUACGAAAUUAAAAAGCAGUUAUGACGAAAAAGCGCGUGAAGAGUUCCUAAGCACCAUCAGCACCCUGGGCCUUGUUGCAGUUAACCUUAAAGCUGAUAAUAUGAAUAAUAUAUCCAUCGAAGAAUCUAUCAUACAGUUGAGAAAAGAUUUUCAUGAGCUAAUGAAAUCCAUGAAAAUUGACUUUCAGAAACAUUUAAUAGAAGUCGAAGAUAAAUCUCGUAUCAUGACUGCCAUAAGGUUGAAUACGAGUCCUGAAAUUAUAGAAUUUGGUUUUGGUUGUACACAUUAUGAAUCUGAAUUGUCAAUGAUGUUCAAUAUGCUAAAAACAUUAGAAAUACUGUUAGAGUAACUUACAGUGAGAUUUUUUAAAUUUGAUAUACCGACGUUCUUUCAUUUAACAAACUAUGUAAUUCUGUUUUAGAGCAUUAGAGUUCAUUAAAAGUCCGUAGAUUUGACAAAACACAAUACGUACAGGUGACGUUUGAAAAUAAUAUGUGAUGUUAUAUAAUAUCAUUGCUAUAAUCUUUUUUUUUUGAGUCCUGUAUUUUUUUUAUAUUCCCAAGAAGAUUCAAACGAUGCUUAUCUAUUUUCUAACGUAAUUAUGAUAAAUUUAUUUUGUUUAACCCGUAACAUGAUUACAUUUUUACCAGUGAGACAUUUAUAAACGAUACUGAGUGUACUGCUUUCCCAUUUAGAUGACUAGGAAGAUUCCUCGAUGUUUUUGUUGUAAAAGCAAAAGAUGCAAAUUUGCUGUAUCGCCCGUUGCGGAGGAUUGCCUUAUUAGUUUUUAGGAAGAAUAGUCGAACGAAACAACAAAGAUUUAUUUUUAUAGUUUUAUAAAAAACAUUAUUAUUGAAGCAUACUUGAAUGUAACUAUUGGUUAGCAACUAUCCAUUUUUUAUUUUUUUCGUUUUAUCAAAAUUGUUUUUUCGUUUCAUCAAAAUCGUUCUAUAAGUGUUAUUAGUGAUCUUAUUGAUACUCUUACUGUACCGUAAAUAGUCGUUACUUAACAAUCCCAAAGUAAAGAAAACAACAGUCAUAAAAAAAAAAAGAAUAAAAAAUGAUAAUUUUCCGCCAUCAUAAGCAAAAUUUGUCAUGACCGAUUAGUCAAUAUAUUGAAUUCUUAUGUUCCUUUGUAAAAUGAAUUCACAGAAAGCAAAUUUAGCAAAAUAAAAAAAGCAAUGUUUCAUAAUGA